Mucor mucedo is the source of this 792-nucleotide messenger RNA. RefSeq lists its product as uncharacterized. The transcript has a single exon. Gene Ontology annotation, molecular function: protein binding. Lineage: Eukaryota; Fungi; Mucoromycota; Mucoromycetes; Mucorales; Mucoraceae. The record is from RefSeq and is a predicted model, not a curated record. The annotation marks the transcript as partial.
UACGGUAUAUGUGAUGGUACUGUCAGAGUUUGGAACACAGAAACAUUAAAAUGCGCUUAUCUAAUCCAAUCAUGUCACGACGUCGGUGACAUCUUUUCUGUCGUCUGUUCUGACACCACCAAAAAAAUCUAUUUCGGUAGCCAAAACACCAGCAUUCAAUGGUACGAUUUCGCCGAUCCACAAACACACGGCUCCAAUACAGAUAUUUCAAUCGUUCCCAAUUCACCUCGUAAAGUUGGAACCAUCAAUUUCUUCGAGGAUAGGGAAGGUCAUGACGAGGAGGAUCGAUUACAAGCCGAAUCAGACAGAGAUGUGAUUAAAUGUGUUAUCCGCGAAAAAAAAACGUAUGCAGUAAUGCACAUGACAGUUAUUUAUAUUGUUUAUUGCAUGCAAAGGAUAUUCCCAACAUGGAAGGUGAAGUCCUUAGCAGUGGUUCCGGUGAUGGCGAUGUCAAGAUUUGGGCUAUCCAACCCGACGGCAUCAAAUUAAUUCACAUAUUAAAGGGUAACGCAGACAAGGGAGUGUUAUGUCUAGCAUUAUCAGAGGAUGGUUAUCUGUUCUGUGGUGUUUAAGGUGGCGAUGUUCAAAUUUGGGAUUUAGAGACGCAUCAAAUGAUUCAAUAUGUCAUGGCUCAUACGGAUGAUGUAUUGGCCGUAUCUAUCAAAGGUCCUGGAUGUGUGAGUGCUUCGGCUGAUGGAUCCAUCAAGAUCUGGGGUGAAGGAUUUCUAUUUAGAGAAAGUUCAUGUGACCAUGAAGGCAUUGUCUUGUCCUUGACUACGUCUGGAAAUUAUU